AUGAACAAAAGAGUCAUUUUGGCUAAGCGCCCUGUGGAUUUACCAAAAGAUGAAGAUUUCUCAGUCAUUGAAGAGCCAAUUGGCCAACUUAAAGAAGGAGAAGUCUUAGUCAAGGUAGAAUGGCUGUCUGUUGAUGCUUCACAAAGAGUUUAUAUUCUAUAUACAAUUAAUUAUGGCAUAAAAUAUUUUAAAUGCUAUGCUUUUUUUGGGUAAUAAAAUUUAUAUAUGUUAAAAUCAAUACAAAUUAAAAGAAUUUAUUUCAGGCCAAAGAUCAUAUACUGACCCAGUGCCUGUUGGCGGAGUUAUAAAAGGUCUCGGCAUUGGCCAAGUCAUUGAAUCACAGAGCCACGCUUUUAAAAAAGGAAACUACGUAUCAGGACUCCUUGGCUGGCAAGAAUACUCAAAGCUACCUGCAAAUCAUUUGACUCUUCUCCCACCUCAUGAGAAUCCUCGAUUAUUUUUAGGAGUUCUAGGGAUAACCGGCCUUAUUCUAUUUCCCAUAAACCUAUAUAUUUUUAUAAUAAAUUUAUGUCCCAGAACAGUCAUUAUAAGCCAAGAUACUGCUUAUUUCACAGUAAAUGAACUAGCUAAGCCAAAACAAGGCGAAACAAUGCUUGUUUCAACUGCUGCAGGGGCUGUUGGCUCCUUAAUAUGCCAGAUGGGGAAAAUGAAAGGCUGCAAAGUUAUCGGGCUAACUGGUUCUGAUGAGAAAUGCCAAUACCUUACAAGAGAACUAGGAAUUGAUGGAGCUAUUAAUUAUAAAAAGGUUGAAAAUCUGUCACAAGCUAUAAAAGCUGCUUGUCCUGAUGGUGUUGAUGUAUACAUAGACAACGUUGGUGGAGAAAUUUUGGACGCUGCACUAUUAAAUAUCAAUAAAUACGCAAGAAUUGUUAUGUGUGGGGCGAUUUCAUCAUAUAAUAAAAAGACAGCACCUCCUGUGCAUUAUUACCCGUAAUGGUAAUUUAUACUAUAAUCCCUGAUUUUUUUCUAUAUUUUUUAUUAUUUUUUUCCAUAAUAAAAUAAUUUAUUUUUAUUGCUAAAUAGAAUAGACUCAUAAUUUCUAUGUCAGCCACAAUAGUCGGCUUCAUUGUAUUUGACUUCAAAAACAAGUACGGCCUCGCUACAAAGCAUCUCAGCAAGUGACUCCAACAAAAGAAGCUUAAAUUUAGCGAACACGUCGUCGAUGGCUUAGAAAAUGCCCCAUCUGCUUUACGUUUACUAUUAAAAGGGGAAAACACAGGAAAAGUCCUUGUUAGAGUCACUAGUGGAUCACCUAAGCUAUAA
Molecule: messenger RNA, 1284 nt
Organism: Blepharisma stoltei
Lineage: Eukaryota; Ciliophora; Heterotrichea; Heterotrichida; Blepharismidae
Source: the annotation of a GenBank genome assembly